Messenger RNA from Argentina anserina (silverweed cinquefoil), 1454 nucleotides. Its product is annotated as CRS2-associated factor 2, mitochondrial. The transcript is spliced from 5 exons. The record is from RefSeq and is a predicted model, not a curated record. Lineage: Eukaryota; Viridiplantae; Streptophyta; Magnoliopsida; Rosales; Rosaceae. Gene Ontology annotation, biological process: Group II intron splicing. The coding region runs from base 122 to 1195 and encodes 357 amino acids. Gene Ontology annotation, molecular function: RNA binding.
UCAUCUCAGCUGUGUCCUAUGUGGUUCUUGUCAAAUUACUAUAUUACCCUCAUGUUCUUCAAAUUUCAAAUUUUCGAAGCCCCGUUUUGCUAGCAACAACACCAAACAGAGUCUCAGAAGUAUGAACCAAAUGCUCAAGCUUCUCUCCUCAUCUCCUAAAACCCUAAACCCUAAUAAACCCUUCCUCUUCCUCACUCGCCUCCUCACUCAAUCUCUCCCGACUAAUCCCCACGAUUACGACCCGCCGUUUUCUCCAGCCUCCAAACCCCAAACCCCCAAAACCAAAAACCCCCAAAAUGCUGACCCGGAAAAAAACCCGACCCAGCCUCUCAAAUCGGACCUUCCCUUCGGCUUCAGCUACUCCUACUCGGAAACCCCAUCGGCGGACCCCAUUUCGUACCGGGAGUCGCCAAAGUUCUCUCCUUUCGGGCCGGGACGGCUUGAUCGGAAAUGGACCGGGACGGCUGCCCCGGCCCAACAAGAAGCUGACAUGAACCGGCUGGCCGAGCAGAGGAACCGGGUCCUGGGUGACCCGCUUUCGGAUGAGGAAGUGGCUGAGGUGGUGGAGCGGUAUCGGCAUAGUGAUUGCUCCCGCCAAAUUAACUUGGGAAAGGGAGGUGUUACUCAUAACAUGUUGGAUGAUAUUCACAACCAUUGGAAGCGGGCUGAGGCUGUGAGGAUCAAGUGUUUGGGGGCUCCGACUCUUGAUAUGGACAAUGUUUGCUUCCACCUUGAGGACAAGUCUGGAGGGGCUAUUAUUAAACGGCAUAUUAAUGUCCUUAUAUUAUACCGCGGUCGAAAUUAUGAUCCGAAGAAUCGGCCAGUGAUUCCUGUGAUGCUUUGGAAGCCCUAUCCUCCGAUAUAUCCAAAGCUUGUGAAGAAUGUUGCUGAUGGCUUGACAUUUGAAGAGACCAAGGCAUUACGUAACAGGGGACUAAAUGCCCUCCCUCUCAUGAAACUUACUAGAAAUGGUGUGUAUGUAAAUGUUGUGGAGAAAGUAAAGGAGGCGUUCAUGACUGAGGAGGUGGUGAGACUAGACUGCACUCAUGCUGGUACCAGUGAUUGCAAAAGAAUAGGUGCGAAAUUGAGGGACCUUGUACCUUGCGUCCCUCUUUUGUUCAAAGAUGAGCAGAUUAUACUGUGGAGGGGGAAACAAGAUCAAGAACAAGACUCCAACUGCAUUCAUAGAUCAUAGAGAUGGAAACUUCAUUAUGCUUAUGGUGGUCGGGUUGGUACUCAGUUUCAAGAAAAUCUCCUCUGCUAAAUCCAAUGCAAGUGCUAUAUUCUGCCAGUUUUUGUGUCAAGAUGCUAUAUCUGGCAGACUGUCUUGCACAUUUCUGCCCAAGUAAAUAUAUUUUCUUGUACUUGCACUUAAAUUUUUUUGCCAGAUAGUGAAGGAAAUGUAGUACUUUAGUCUAUAAAUGUACUGUCUCCUGUAAUAGUCAACAAGCCGA